UAAAAUUCAGCGCCCCAUCUAUAUAACUUCUGCAAACCUGUCUUUCUUUUUUCCUUGAGAAAAGAGGCAGAAGAGGCCGCAGCUGCGCACUUCCCUUCUCUCACUUCUUCCAGUUAAAAUAGUUGAGAAAAAUGGCGUAUGCUGCAAUGAAGCCGACCAAACCUGGUUUGGAGGAGCCCCAGGAGCAGAUUCACAAGAUCAGGAUCACUCUCUCUUCGAAGAAUGUGAAAAACCUCGAGAAGGUUUGUGCUGAUUUGGUCCGUGGUGCCAAGGAUAAGAGACUGAGGGUUAAGGGACCAGUGAGAAUGCCCACCAAGGUUCUUCACAUCACCACAAGGAAGUCUCCCUGUGGUGAAGGAACAAACACAUGGGAUCGAUUUGAACUCCGUGUUCACAAGCGAGUUAUCGACCUCUUCAGCUCCCCUGAUGUGGUCAAGCAGAUCACUUCAAUCACUAUUGAACCUGGUGUUGAGGUGGAGGUAACCAUAGCAGAUUCUUAAAUGUGCCUCACUUUUACUUUACGGCCUUAUCUAGUUUUAGUUAAUUAGAAGACUUUUGCCAAAUAUGGCACUCUUUUGCACAAAACUAUCCUAAGGUUAAAUGAGUGGUUGUAGGGUUUCUUUAGUUUGUGUUUUUCCCAUAUUAGUGUUGAAGUGAAGAUUCUAUUCUGUCCUGUGGCGCCAGAUUUUGUUUCCCUUUUUAUGCCAAAAGAUAAUGUUUGGAUGAUUUUAUUUAAUGUAAUAUUUGACAUUAAAUAUCAUGGAAUGAGCUGCUUUAUAUUCA
Molecule: messenger RNA, 783 nt
Organism: Durio zibethinus
Lineage: Eukaryota; Viridiplantae; Streptophyta; Magnoliopsida; Malvales; Malvaceae
Product: small ribosomal subunit protein uS10y
Biological process (GO): translation
Cellular component (GO): ribosome; small ribosomal subunit
Molecular function (GO): RNA binding; structural constituent of ribosome
Source: RefSeq, a predicted model, not a curated record